AUGACCGACAUAGCCGCACUGGAGAUUUUGAGUAGCCAUAUAAAAAGUUUCCAGAAGCUUCCUGACCCGCCCGAUUCCCUCAGUGAUGCCGCGUUUGAUAACUACAAAACAAGCUUGGAACAGUCGAUUGAUAAAGCUGUUAAAUCCGUCCAAGAUGUCAGCGGAUACGUAGAAAACAUCACCAAAAAGCUCGAUGAACUGAAGAAAUGUCUACCAGAACAAGUUAAACGAAUACAAGAUGCAAUCAAGGCCUUGUUCAGGAGACUCGUCGUUGCGCAACCCGGAGGUACACUGUCUAACAAACAUUUGAAGAUUAAAGGUACACGGCGUAGCGCGAAUUUAAAAUUAAUAGGUGCACUGCCUGUGAGAUUGGAUGUUGAAGGUGCACUGCCUAACGCGAGUUUGGAGGUUGAAGGUGCACUGCCUAACGAGAAUUUGAAGGUUAUGCAGAGAAUACAUGACUUGGAGAUGAAGGCGAACGAGCUAACGAACCAACGUCUAUUUGAGCUCAUAUCUAUGACAACGUCUGCCUGUGCACGACUAAAAGACGGUGCAUCUCUAACCAUGGAUGAUAUCGAUAACUUGAAAGGUUGUCUAGAAAGCUGGGUUAAAACAAAACAAGAAAGUUUUGAAGAUGAAAAACGUCGCAAAGAAGAAGAAAAACGACGUAAAGAACAAGAAGAGAGGCGACGUCGCGAAGAAGACGAGAGGCGAAAACAGGAAGAAGAUGAAAAGAAAAGACAAGAGGAAAAAGAGAAAAAACUGCGCAAGGAUGAGGAGCGGAGAAGUCGGGAAGAGAAAGAAAGGCAAAGGAAAGAAGAGGAAGAGCGACAGAGACGAGAGGAAGAAGAGAGAAAACGUGAAGAAGAAGAAGAAAGGAAACGACAAGAGCAAGAAGAGAGAAAACAGGAAGAAGAAAAAAGGAAACGACAAGAGGAAGAAGAGCGAAAACGGCAGCGCCUCCGGGAAAUAUCGCGAGAGAAGAUGUGGAAUGUAACACUAGUGACGAGCUUGAUGACGUUAUUGAGAUUCUUGACGACGGUGAAAAACCGGCUAGCUAUAAUUUAUAUAUAUAUGACUCAAACCAGAAACAAAGUUUUAUCCUGUAUUUAG
Messenger RNA from Mya arenaria, 1113 nucleotides. RefSeq names its product reticulocyte-binding protein homolog 2a-like. NCBI's taxonomy places the organism in Eukaryota, Metazoa, Mollusca, Bivalvia, Myida, Myidae. The record is from RefSeq and is a predicted model, not a curated record. Bases 1 to 1113 code for a protein of 370 amino acids. The transcript is spliced from 6 exons.